Messenger RNA from Adineta steineri, 485 nucleotides. The record is from the annotation of a GenBank genome assembly. Lineage: Eukaryota; Metazoa; Rotifera; Eurotatoria; Adinetida; Adinetidae.
AUGGCAAUGGCAAACAACAAGACACAAUGUUUUGCAUGCAGGAAAGAAAAAAUAACAUAUCCUUGUGAAGGAUGUUCACAAAGAUUUUGUUUUGUGGAUUUAGCAGAACAUAAACAAAUAUUAACCGUUGAAUUAAAUCGUAUUAUUAAUAAUUAUGAUCAAUUUAAACAAGCAAUUAAUGAACAAAAACAAAAUCCACAAAAUCAUUCAUUAAUAAAACAAAUUGAUCAGUGGGAAAAAGAUUCAAUUGAAAAGAUUCAACAAAAAGCACAAGAUUGUAGAGAAAUUGUCAUUAAAUCUUUACAAACAUUUAUUGAUGAUAUUGGGACGAAAUUUAAUAAUUUAAGUGAACAAAUAAAACAUAUCCAUAAAGAAAAUGAAUUUAAUGAAAUUAAUUUAAAUUAUUUAAGAAAUCAGUUAAAAAAAAUUACAGAAGAAUUAAAUGAUCCAACAAAUAUUUCUAUUCCACAAAAUUCGUCAUCAUU